Messenger RNA from Arabidopsis arenosa, 3701 nucleotides. NCBI's taxonomy places the organism in Eukaryota, Viridiplantae, Streptophyta, Magnoliopsida, Brassicales, Brassicaceae. The record is from the annotation of a GenBank genome assembly.
CAUAAAUCUCUUUCUUCCAAAGCAAAGCAAAGACUACUCCAGAAAAUUUAACCUACGUUUGCCUCCGAGUAAAAACGCAAUCAUCAUCAUGUUCAUGUCACUGUCUUCACGAACCUUUGUAGUGGUUUUGUGUUUUCUGUUCGUAAUCGCUCCAUACUUCACUAGAGCAACAACCGAUGGAGUUCGUGCUAGAUGUGACUCUAAACAAUUUAGGAACGGCAAACACUUCCGAUCUUGCAUUGACCUUCCGGUGUUAGACUCCUAUCUACACUUCAGUUAUAUUCGAGAAACCGGAGUACUUGAUGUUGCGUAUCGUCACACCAACGUCGAGAGUUCUAGUUGGAUUGCUUGGGGCAUAAACCCGACGAGUAAAGGCAUGUUAGGUGCUCAAAUUCUCUUGGCUUACCGUAACUCCUCGUCUGGUUUUAUGCGCGCAUAUACUUCCUCAAUCAAGGACUACUCAACUACGCUUCAAGAAGGAUCUCUCAGCUUUCACGUAAAACAACUUUCCGCUGAAUUUCUCAAUGGAGAGAUGACUAUAUUCGCCACUAUAGUCUUGCCUUCUAACACAACAGUCGUGAAUCAUUUAUGGCAAGACGGUCCGCUAAAAGAAGGUGAUAGACUUGGGAUGCAUGCUAUGAAUAGAGAUCAUCUCAAAUCCAUGGCUAAUUUGGACUUGUUGUCCGGACAAGUCACGACCACUAAAGCAGCUAACGAUAACAUGUUACUAGUCAAAAACAUUCAUGGACUAGUGAACGCUGUGUGUUGGGGGAUUUUCAUGCCCAUUGGUGUCUUGGCUGCAAGGUACAUGAGGACCUACAAAGGAUUAGAUCCCACUUGGUUUUACAUACACAUAUUUUUCCAAACCACUGGUUAUUUUGGUGGUUUAUUGGGAGGACUAGGAACUGCAAUCUACAUGGCUAAACACACGGGAAUGAGAUCUACACCGCAUACUGUGAUAGGGAUCUUUUUAUUCGCUCUAGGUUUUCUACAAAUACUUGCCCUCAAAGCAAGACCGGACAAGAACCACAAGUAUAGAAAAUAUUGGAAUUGGUACCAUCACACAGUGGGAUAUGUUGUGAUUGUACUAAGCGUCUACAACAUCUACAAAGGCUUAGCCAUCUUGCAACCCGGAAGCUCAUGGAAGAUUGCUUACAGUACCAUCAUUGGUGUCAUCGGAUUGUUUGCGAUCGUGAUGGAGAUCUUACAAUUUAACAAGAGGUGGGGUGGCUUAUGCUGCAAGAAAUCUAAGGACCUAGAAGCUGAUCAGACGGCUUGCAUUGAUGUCUAUGGAUUUUGGGUUUUUGGUUUCUCCAAUCCAGAUGGUUUCUUGAGCUUGUCCUGUGGCGGCUCAAGUUACACCGAGGCUUAUAACAUCUCAUGGGUUUCAGAUAACGAUUAUAUCGAAACAGGUAACACUACCACGGUUACUUACGCCGAGGGAAAUUCUACUUCCAGUGUUCCCAUCAGAUUCUUCCCGGAUUCUCAAGGUCGCCAAUGUUAUAAGUUACCUGUGAGGAAGGACUUUUCCUCUGUUCUGAUUCGGGCUACAUUCGUUUAUAGAAACUAUGAUAGCCAAAAUAGUCCUCCAGCAUUUCAUGUCUCUCUGGGAAGGAGAAUCACUAGUACUGUUGAUCUUAGAACCAAUGAUCCUUGGAUUGAAGAGUUGGUUUGGCCGGUCAACAAUGAUUCUCUUUUGCUUUGUUUGCUUGCGAUUAAAGGGAGAGGCAUUCCGGUUAUCUCUUCUCUAGAAGUACGGCCACUUCCUUUAGGUGCUUACAGAAACAGCCUGGAGGGUUCACCAAAUAUAAUUCUCAGGAGAAGUUACCGAAUCAAUAGUGGAUACACGAAUGGGACUAUCCGGUACCCUUCAGAUCCAUUUGAUCGAAUAUGGGAUCCGGAUCAAAGUUUUGCACCGUUUCAUGCCUCUUGGAGCUUCAAUGGACUCACAAAAUUGACUUCCUUCAACAUUACUGAGAAUCCACCAGAUUCUGUUCUUGAGACUGCAAGAAUUCUUGCUCGCAAAGACAGUCUCUCAUAUACCUUUUCUCUGCAUACACUAGGGGACUACUACAUUAUCCUCUAUUUUGCUGGGAUACUCUCACUCUCCCCUUCUUUUAGUGUGAUGAUCAACGACGAAGUCAAACAAUCUGAUUACACUGUGACUAGUUCAGAAGCUGGUACCUUGUACUUUACGCAAAAAAGAGUCAGUAAGUUAAACAUCACCCUUGGAAAAAUCAAGUUCAAUCCUCAAGUGAACGCUCUUGAGGUAUAUGAAAUCCUACAAAUCCCUGCUGAAGCUUCUUCUACCACAGCACUUAAAGUCAUAGAGCAAUUUACCGGGCAAGACCUUGGAUGGCAAGAAGACCCAUGCACACCGCUUCCUUGGAACCACAUCAAAUGUGAAGGAAACCGCGUUACAUCAUUGUUCCUUUCACAAAUCAACCUGAGGUCCAUUAGUCCAACAUUCGGAGACUUGCUCGAUCUCAAAACACUCGACUUGCAUAAUACAUCACUUACAGGAGCAAUACAGAAUGUAGGCAGCCUUAAGGAUCUCCAGAAACUGAAUUUGAGCUUUAAUCAGUUAAAAUCUUUCGGCUCCGAACUCGAAGAUCUGGUUAACCUUGAAGUUCUGGACCUGGAAAACAACAGCUUACAAGGAUCAGUUCCUGAAACAUUAGGAAAGCUGACGAAACUUCGUCUCCUGAAUCUGGAAAAAAAUAACUUAGUAGGUCCCAUGCCACAGUCUCUUAACAGAACAGGUCUUGAAGUCAGGAUAACGGGGAAUCCAUGCCUUUCGUUCACUUCAUUAUCAUGCAACAAUGUGUCUUCAACAAUUGACACACCACAAGUCACUAUCCCUAUCAAUAAGAAACACAAGAAACAGAACCGUAUAGCGAUCUUGCUUGGAGUUUCUGGUGGAGUCUUGUUUGCCACCUUUCUCGUCUUUGUUCUCAUGUCGAUUUACACGAGGAGACAGAGAAACAAAGAAAGAGAUAUAACCAGAGCACAACUGAAGAUGCAGAACUGGAACACUUCAAGAAUCUUUUCUCACAAAGAAAUCAAGUCAGCUACUAGGAAUUUCAAGGAAGUGAUUGGUCGUGGAAGUUUUGGAGCUGUAUAUCGUGGAAAACUACCAGAUGGAAAACAAGUUGCGGUCAAAGUGCGAUUUGACAGAACUCAACUUGGAGCUGAUUCUUUCAUCAAUGAGGUGCACCUUUUAUCUCAAAUCCGCCACCAAAAUCUAGUUUCAUUCGAGGGCUUCUGCUACGAACCAAAACGUCAAAUACUGGUGUAUGAGUAUCUGUCUGGUGGAUCCUUAGCUGACCACCUUUACGGUCCAAAAAGCAAAAGGCAUUCAUUGAACUGGGUUUCAAGACUAAAAGUUGCAGUUGAUGCUGCCAAAGGAUCACCAGAUUCUUUUAACUUGGUCUUAUGGGCUAGGCCAAACUUACAAGCAGGAGCAUUUGAGAUUGUGGAUGAUUUCUUGAAAGAUACAUUCGAUCCAGCGAGCAUGAGAAAAGCUGCUUCGAUUGCUAUAAGAUGUGUGGAGAGAGAUGCAUCUGGCAGACCGUCUAUCGCAGAAGUUUUGACUCAACUAAAAGAAGCGUACAGCCUUCAACUCUCAUAUCUAGCUGCUUCGGCACAUACAGACUGAUAACACAUCAUAAACAAAGAGUAAAUAAAUAUACUUUUAUCAA